This is a messenger RNA of Arachis ipaensis, 865 nucleotides long. NCBI's taxonomy places the organism in Eukaryota, Viridiplantae, Streptophyta, Magnoliopsida, Fabales, Fabaceae. The record is from RefSeq and is a predicted model, not a curated record.
AAACAUGAAUUGAUACACUCGAAUUUAUGUGGGUCCACACAAUAUGAUAAAAAUAUCAGCAAAAGAACUUAGGCAUACAUAAACCCAAGAGGUAGUUUUUUUUUCUUUUAAAAGUGCACAUGUUUGAUUGUUGAAGGUAUGGUAAACAAUUUAGGAGUUAUACAAAUCACUUUCAAUGUAGAGGACAAGGAAAAUCUAAUGGAGUAUGCAGUUGAUGGAUGUAUUAUAGAUCAAGGUCAAUGUGAUGGAAGAAGUGAAAAUCAGAUUAAGAGAAAUGUUUCUAUACCGAUUUCAUCAGUCAGCCAAUGGCCACUAAGUCCACCAUUAAAAGGGGCAGCACGAAACGCGAGAAUUGAGAGAGCAUUCAUAUUAGCUAAAAAAAAGCAAACCAUAGUCUCACGCACCCAAGAAGGAACUAUGCCUGCAAGCAAGGGCGGUGCUAGGCACAAGGAAAGGGGGGCAAUGGCCCCCCUAAUUUUAAUUUUUUACAUGUAAAUUAUAUGUAAAUUUUAGUUUAGCCCCCCUUAAAAUUUUAUUUUAGUCUUAUUUUAUUGUAUAAAUAUUUUUUGCCCCCCUCUAAUAUUUCUUCUAGCUCCGCCCCUGCCUGCAAGCACAUUCACCACACAAACCAUAGAAGUGAGUUCGAUGGAAGGUAUCACAAUCUUUUUGAAUUAUUAUAUAAUAAAUUGAAAGGCAAUUGUUAUAUGUUAUAUGCACAGUGAUUGAAAAAAUGUUGCAUCAUGAUCCCUCCACUUAGGAUUCAUAAUGAGACAUAUCCAUAUCACUAAUUUAUUCAUAGUUGAAGUGAUUAAUGGAGUUGCUAAUACUCUAAAAUAUUUAACUUUUUAUUAAAAAAUUAUUUGAU